Molecule: messenger RNA, 433 nt
Organism: Prorocentrum cordatum
Lineage: Eukaryota; Dinophyceae; Prorocentrales; Prorocentraceae
Source: the annotation of a GenBank genome assembly
UUCGGAAGGCAGUUGUGGCGGCGCAGGCCGUUGCUCUCGCUCGCGGGGGCGCGAGGAAGUUGGAUUCGACGUGCGGGGGCGCGAGAAUGUCGGCUUCGGCGUUGAGAGACGCUGCUCGAUCCAUGGCCGUGGGCUCUGCAGCCUUGCUGACCGCCAGUAUUCCUGGAUGGGCGGAGUCUCCGCGCCGACUGGCCGCAGAGCGAGCGCGAUGGAUGGGCAGCCCGCGGUCUGCCGCCCUGGGGGCAACCUUCAACCGACGAGGCGCUUGCCCGCGAGCGUCAAUUGCGAGAGGCGCAACCUGAUGGAGAUGAAGCGGAGUGGCCGGAACGUGCCAAUGGACGUGCCACGGGACGUGCCAGGGGACGCGCCGCGCGACGUGCCAGGGGGACUCGCCACGGGACGCGCCACGGAACGUGCCAGAUUGCAAUGCUGA